This is a messenger RNA of Trematosphaeria pertusa, 2055 nucleotides long. RefSeq names its product M6 metalloprotease. NCBI's taxonomy places the organism in Eukaryota, Fungi, Ascomycota, Dothideomycetes, Pleosporales, Trematosphaeriaceae. Gene Ontology annotation, biological process: proteolysis. Gene Ontology annotation, molecular function: peptidase activity. The transcript has a single exon. The coding region runs from base 1 to 2055 and encodes 684 amino acids. The record is from RefSeq and is a predicted model, not a curated record.
AUGACCUCAGUGGUCGCGCUUGCCAGCGCACUCUUCAACACCGCGCUCGCAGCCCCAGCUCUACACCCGCGCGCAACAGCAUCCGACCCCUUCGCCAUCCUCGACCCGCAACAAUGGGUAAAUCCCGACAACAUGACCUGGUCCGACUUCGUCGCGCCCCCGGGCACCAACUGGGGCGACACCUCGCGGCAAGGCGCAGACCGCAACUUCAACAUCGCCAUGGUGACGGUCGACUACCCGGACUCGCCCUUCGUCGUAACCCUGGCCGCCAACUCCGACAUCUUCGGCAACCCACAGCCUCUCGCAGCCGGCCUGGCGCGCGAAGACGUGCCGGAGUUCUACAGGGCGCUGUUGAAUACGCCCAGCGAGCUGAACCGCAACCACACGCUGCACGAGUACUGGAUGGGCGACUCCUUCGGCAAAUACGGCGUGAAUUUGACCGUCUUCGGGCCCUACCGCAUGCCCAGCAAGAGCUAUCAGUAUGGGAUUGACGAUGAGGAGGGUGGGUUUAACGAGGGCGCAUGUCCCGCAGGCGGAGGGCCCUGCUCCGUCGACCUGCGCACCGACGCGCUGGGCGCCUGGCGCGCAGACGUGGGCAACGAGACGGCGGACGGCUUCGAGCUCGCCUUCAUCCUCUCCGCAGGCCAAGACGAGUCCUCGACGUGGCAGGAGUUCGGCGAGAUGAAGUUCCUCACGCCAGACGACGUGCCCGACGAGUUUGGCCCGCCGGGGAAUAGCUCCCUGCCUAACUACGCGCACACGCGGUACGUUGAGUGGACGAGCUGGGCUGCGGCGUCGACCAUCUGGCCGAAUGCGGGAGGGGGUUCGUCGACGCAGGGCGAGAGCUCCGGGAUGGCGACUUUCGCCCACGAACUCUCGCAUCUGCUGGGAAUCGGCGAUAACUACAACAACCCCUUCAGCAAUCCCCCACGCCGCACCUACACAGGCCCCUUCUCCAUGCUUUCCCGCGGGUCUUUCAACGGCCCAGGGGGUCCCCAUACACGCUGGCAGAUUCCCCCCGUGCAAGGCGCCUCCAUGGGCUCUCUCCACACCAUGCGCGACAAGCACCAAAUCUCGCUCAUAGACACCACGCCCAUCCUGCAAAUCUCCCGCGCGGGGCUCGCCAUCUCUGGCCCCGUCGUCGCCGAAAUAACAGCGCGCUCCGUCGACCCCGGCGCCGGCGGGCUCAUAGGCUUCAACAUCUCGUUCGGCGCCGCCGGCGACCUCUCCCCCUUCUGCAACGUGUCCGCCGACGCGCUGUGCGACGGCGGCAAAUACGACAACUACAACAUGGAAGUCGUCGACCGCAUGGGCGCCGACAGUUUCUGCCCGGACAGCGGCGUGAUGAUCAGCAAGACCAAGAACUCCGACGAAGAACAGCCCUUCCAGUGGAUGAUCGAUGCAAACCCCCAGGAUGCGCAUGUCGUCGAUUUCUACUUGCCCAACGGCACGGCGCGGUACUGGAGUAUUGGCGAUUACAGACAGCUGGUUGACGCGCUGUUCCACGCGGGGACGCGGAGCGGGAGCCAGUUCGAGUAUGUGGAUGGCGCGAAUGGCUUGCAUUUAUACGUUGUUGAUGUGAACCGCGAUGAGGCCGGGGUGCUGCAUUACACCGUCGGCGUAGCGUCUGCCUCCUCUAGCAACGCAACGUCCACGUCCACAUCCGCCAACAAAUACGGCCUCGAACUCAGCGCCGGCACCCUCGAGACGCUCUCCUACGGCGCCACACCCUCCGACGGCGCGUUCUGCACCUUCGAACUGAAGAACACGGGCGUAGCCGGAAACUUUACAAACCCGCACCCCCAGGACCUGUCCAAGUACCUGGGCUCAGACAUCUAUCGGCUGAGCGCAGAAGUGGACGGCGCGGGCUGGAAAGUCGCGCUCCCGAACGCGCUGGCGACGGCUAAGUUCGGGGCGUCGACGACGACGAAGGUGGCUGUGGGCGCGGAAGGCGAGGGCUAUGCGGUGAGUAGCGAGGCGACGGUGACGCUGACGGCGACGAGCGAGAGUGAUCCGAAGGUGAGGGUUAGUAGGACGUGUAAGGUUGUGGCGUGA